AUGGAGGGCGAACAGAUGGUUUUAGAAAAAGGAAAAGAGUUUGAGGAGAAAGUAAAGAAGGUUGUUAUUUCAUCAUCUUCACCCAAAGUGAAUCAAUUGAAGGCAAGGAUUGGAUUCCAGAUAAAGAAGCUAAUGAAGAGGUUGUGGUUGAGCCCAAGAGCAAAGAGAAAAAAGAAGGGAAAGAGAAAGAUGGUAGAGCCUUCUCAGUUUGAAUUUGAAAUACUUGCACCUUAUUCAUCAAAGGCUUACACAAAUGAGCAUUUGGCCAAAAUGCUCUAUGAAGUGGCAAAGAAGUGUCGGGGUGAAGUAGAUGAAUUGCUGGUGCAGAGGAGCCUGGCACUUCAGCUUCAACAAGAGCAAAAGUACAAGGACGUUUCUUCCGAGGAUUUGACCCCGGAUGAGAAUGAUCGUCUUCCCAUCAUAAAGACUGCGACAAAGUUGAAGGGGGUAGGGAUAACUUUUGAGAAAGUUUCAAACACAUGUUUGCCAGAUGUCAAGUUCGAGAAAGAGGAAUAUUUGAAUCGGUUGAUUUGCUUUGGCUUCUUGCAAAAGAGGCUCAAAGCUCGUUUGCUAAUCCCAGAAUUGAGGGUUGACUACUCCAUAGAAUCUGUCCUACGCAACCUCAUGGUCUUUGAACAAUAUUCCUACUCUAAGCAUCAUUAUGUUUCCAGUUAUGUUGCUCUCAUUGGUUAUCUCAUUCACAGUAAAGAAGAUGUAGAUGUGAUGGUUGAGGACAAAGUUAUUACUCAUGAUCUGGGGAGCGACAAAGAGUUGGCACAGCUGAUCAAUAUUCUUUGCAAAAACACUGUUCUGAAUUCCACAUGCUAUGGCACAGUUUCAAACAGAUUGAACACGCACUACGACAGCCAAUAUAACAAAACUCUUGCCCUGUUAUCUUCAGUAUACUUCCCGGACCUUUUGAGAGGCACCGCAACAGUAGCGGCCAUUAUUGUCGUUGUUUUUGCAAUCACAAACUUUGUUAAAAUUGUAAGGGAUUUCGCACAUCCUAAGUAAUGCUGUUUUCUCACCUGCUAAUAUUGGUGGUGCUUUUUUUACUUUGUAUUUGUAAUAUUUUUAUGCUUUCAUGACUUUAUUGGAUUUAUUUCAAAACAUAUAAAGAUUUCAUUUUGUCAA
Messenger RNA from Prosopis cineraria, 1134 nucleotides. RefSeq lists its product as uncharacterized. Lineage: Eukaryota; Viridiplantae; Streptophyta; Magnoliopsida; Fabales; Fabaceae. The transcript has 4 exons. The coding region runs from base 1 to 1014 and encodes 337 amino acids. The record is from RefSeq and is a predicted model, not a curated record.